AUGAGACGGGACGAAGACGGAGACGAGACGAGCGGGUACGGCCCAAGCACAGUGCACAUACGGCAACGCGACACUGCUCAGGCACUCUUUGCACGGACGACGCGUACGCUUAUCGCCCAGAUCGGACAUAUUGACGACGCUCCCGAAACGCCAUGGACGAAUUGCUCUGAAGUGGUCGAUGCCGGCACGGUCUUGUACGAGCGGUUUGUCCGUAUCACCACCUGGCAUGGUUUCGCAGACUUCAGUCUGAGACCCUCGUUGGCGCGAGAUAAUCCGUCCAUGUCUGGCACUUUUCUCCUCUCAUCAAGGCGGCCCGCUUUCUAG
Molecule: messenger RNA, 324 nt
Organism: Dichomitus squalens LYAD-421 SS1
Lineage: Eukaryota; Fungi; Basidiomycota; Agaricomycetes; Polyporales; Polyporaceae
Exons: 3
Coding region: 1-324 (107 amino acids)
Source: RefSeq, a predicted model, not a curated record